Molecule: messenger RNA, 4310 nt
Organism: Fragaria vesca subsp. vesca
Lineage: Eukaryota; Viridiplantae; Streptophyta; Magnoliopsida; Rosales; Rosaceae
Product: splicing factor 3B subunit 3-like
Exons: 2
Coding region: 1-3648 (1215 amino acids)
Source: RefSeq, a predicted model, not a curated record
AUGCACCUCUACAGUCUCACUCUCCAGCGCCCCACGGGCAUAGUCUGCGCCAUCCACGGCAACUUCUCCGGCGACAAAACCCAAGAAAUCGCCGUCGCCCGCGGCAAAGUCCUCGACCUUCUCCGCCCCGACGCCACCGGUAAGAUCCACACUCUCCUCUCCGUCGAAAUCUUCGGCGCCAUCAGGUCCUUGGCCCCGUUUCGCCUCACCGGCUCCGGAAAAGACUACAUCGUCGUCGGCUCCGAUUCCGGCCGAAUCGUAAUCCUAUGCUACAACCCAAACAAGAACGUAUUCGAGAAGAUUCACCAAGAGACCUUCGGAAAAUCCGGGUCUCGCCGCAUUGUUCCGGGUCAGUAUUUGGCUACUGACCCGAAAGGUAGGGCGGUUAUGGUUGGAGCCUGUGAGAAGCAGAAGCUGGUGUAUGUUUUGAACAGGGAUGUGGCUAAUAGAUUGACGAUAUCGUCACCGCUAGAGGCACAUAAGUCUCAUACAAUUGUGUUUUCGAUUUGUGGAGUUGAUUGUGGGUUUGAUAAUCCUGUGUUUGCUGCCAUUGAGGUGGAUUAUUCCGAUAUCGAUUCGAGUGGGAAUGCUCGAAAGUGUUUGACAUAUUACGAGCUUGAUUUGGGGCUUAAUAAUGUGUGCAGGAAGUGGAGUGAUGAGGUUGAUAAUGGGGCCAAUUUGCUGGUUGCGGUUCCAGGAGGCGGCGAUGGGCCGAGUGGAGUGUUGGUUUGUGGAGAGAAUUUUGUGGUUUAUAAGAAUCAGGGACAGGAGGAUGUGAGGGCUGUGAUUCCUCGGCGUGCUGAUUUGCCUGCAGGGCGUGGGGUUCUUAUAGUUUCGGCAGCUACUUGUAGGAUGAAGAAGUCUAUGUUCUUUUUUCUUGUGCAGACUGAGUAUGGGGAUAUAUUCAAGGUGAGUUUGGAGCAUGAUAAGGAUGUUGUCAAGGGAGUGAAGAUUAAGUACUUUGAUACAAUCCCAGUUACGACUUCAAUGUGUGUGUUGAAAUCGGGGUUGUUGUUUGCUGCUUCGGAGUUUGGGGAUCAUGCUUUGUAUCAGUUGCAGGCAUUAGAGGAAGAUCCUGAUGUGGAGUCCUCCUCGGCUUUGGUGAGGGCAACUGAUGAGGGUUUCCUGCCUAGGAAACUUAAGAACCUUGUUAGGAUUGAUCAGGUUGAGAGCUUGAUGCCGAUAAUGGACAUGAAGGUCUCUAAUCUGUUUGAAGAAGAAACGCCUCAAAUAUUCACACUUUGCGGGCGGGGUCCUCGUUCAUCUCUCAGGAUACUAAGACCUGGUUUGGCUAUCAGUGAGAUGGCUGUGUCAGAUCUUCCUGAUGUACCAAACGCUGUCUGGACAGUGAAAAAGAAAGUGAGCGAUGAGUUUGAUGCAUACAUUGUGGUGUCCUUUGCAAAUGCUACUAUUGUGCUUUCAAUUGGUGAGACAGUCGAAGAAGUUAUUGACAGUGGAUUUCUUGAUACCACCGCUACACUUGCCGUGUCUUUGAUAGGUGAUGAUGGUAUCAUGCAAGUUCAUCCAAAUGGCAUUAGGCAUAUUAGGGACAGUGGACGUGUCCAUGAAUGGAGGACUCCUGGAAAGAGAAAGAUUCUAUCGGUCGGCUCUAAUAGACUUCAGGUAGUUAUUGCUUUGAAUGGAGGAGAACUUAUAUACUUUGAGGUUGAUAUGACUGGUCAACUGGCGGAGGUUGAGAAGCAUGAAUUGUCCGGUGAUGUAGCUUGUCUGGACAUUGCCCCAGUACCUGAAGGGAGACAGAGAUCUCGUUUUCUUGCAGUUGGCUCGUAUGACAAUACGAUUCGUAUAUUGUCAUUGGAUCCUGAUGACUGUAUGCAGAUAUUGAGCGUUCAAAGCGUCUCUUCAGUUCCAGAAUCUCUCCUAUUUCUUGAGGUUCAGGCGUCAGUUGGUGGUGAGGAUGGUGCCGAUCAUCCUGCCAACCUAUUCCUUAAUGCUGGUUUACAAACUGGGAUUUUGUUCAGAACAGUGGUAGAUAUGGUGACAGGUCAGCUUUCUGAUUCCCGUUCACGAUUCUUAGGACUAAGAGCUCCGAAGCUAUUUUCUAUUAAUAUAGGAGGCAAGCCCGCUUUCCUUUGUUUAUCAAGUCGCCCUUGGCUUGGCUAUAUUAAUCAAGGAAAGUUUCUGAUAACACCCCUAUCUUAUGAGGCUUUGGAAUAUGCUGCCUCAUUUUCAUCUGGUAAUUGUACAGAAGGUAUAGUUGCUGUUGCUCGCAGUUCCUUAAGGAUUCUUAUGAUUGAAAGAUUAGGAGAAACAUUUAAUGAAAUUGUGAUUCCUCUGAGGUACACCCCUAGAAAGUUUGCUGUUCAAGUGAAACAAAAGCUUUUGGUAAUUAUCGAAAGUGAUCAAGGAGCAUUCACCGCAGAAGAGCGUGAAGCGGCAAAAAGGAAAACUAGGGAGGAUGAAUACUCUGAGGCUGCAGAAAUGGGUGAAAAAGGAAAUGGUAAUGUGGAGCAGAUGGAAACUGAUGAUAAUGAGGAUGUUGCCCUCUCUGAUGAGCACUAUGGCUAUCCAAAGGCAGAUUCUGACAAAUGGGUUUCUUGCAUUAGAGUUGUUGAACCAAAGACAGCAAAAACAACUUGUUUGCUGGAACUCGAUAACGAAUCUGCAGUCAGUGUAUGUACGGUGAAUUUUCAUGAUAAUGCCGGUCUAGUUGGGGCGGCUCCUCUGAAGGAGCAUGGUACACUUUUGGCUGUUGGAACUGCAAAGGGACUUCAAUUUUGGCCCAAGAAAAGUAUAACUAGAGGAUAUAUUCAUAUAUAUCGCUUUCUUGAUGAUGGAAAAUCCCUUGAACUUUUGCACAAGACCGAAGUAGAUGGGAUUCCUCUUGCUUUAUGCCAGUUUCAGGGAAGACUACUAGCAGGGAUAGGACCAGUGCUCAGACUAUAUGAUUUGGGGAGAAAAAGGUUGCUUAGGAAAUGUGAGAAUAAGCUGUUUCCCAACGAUAUUGUAUCCAUUCACACCUAUCGUGAUCGAAUAUAUGUUGGUGACAUUCAAGAGUCAUUCCACUACUGCAAGUAUAGGCGGGAUGAGAAUCAGCUGUAUAUAUUUGCUGAUGAUCGAGUUCCAAGAUGGCUGACAGCAUCGUUCCAUAUUGAUUUCGACACCAUGGCAGGUGCGGACAAGUUUGGGAAUGUGUACUUUGUGCGGUUACCACAGGACGUUUCAGAUGAGAUAGAAGAAGAUCCAAUAGGGGGGAGGAUAAAAUGGGAGCAGGGCAAGUUGAAUGGGGCUCCAAACAAAGUGGAGGAUAUAGUUCAGUUUCAUGUUGGUGAUGUAGUCAUCUCCUUGCAGAAGGCAUCUCUAGUUCCAGGUGGUGCUGAUUGCGUCUUUUAUGGGACAGUGAUGGGUAGCUUGGGUGCAUUGUGUGCAUUCACUUGCCGUGAUGACAUUGACUUCUUUUCUCACCUGGAGAUGUAUAUGAGGCAGGAACAUCCACCCUUGUGUGGGAGAGAUCACAUGGCUUAUAGAUCAGCUUAUUUCCCGAUUAAGAAUGUGAUUGAUGGAGAUCUUUGCGAGCAGUACCCAACAUUGCCUAUGGAUGUACAGAGGAAAAUUGCGGCCGAGUUGGAUAGGACUCCUGCAGAGAUACUAAAGAAACUUGAGGAAAUUCGAAAUAAGAUCAUUUAAGAAAGAACAAGCUCAAUGGGAUCCUCCUGGUCUUUUUUCAUACUUUCUGCAUUUAGUGUCCCUGAUUAAUAUCGUUGUUGGUCAAACAGAUGCUGGAUACUGAUGAGAAUUUGGUUUUUUUGUGCAGGUCAAUUUGAGAGGCAUGUGGCAAAUGAAUGUUAGGAUUAACCAGAAGUGUUACCAAAAGAAGAUAAUUCGCAUCUUGUAGACACUUUAUGUUAUAAUUUCUCGUAAUCGAUUUCCUUUUUCGUUCCUGUUCUCCUGUUCGUUUUCUGUUUAACAACAUGCAAGGUUUAUCAUUUAUGAUAAUUUGAAUUGCUUGAAAGUCCAGUUGCAAUGUGAUUGAUUUCAUAGCAAUGAUUUAAAAUGAUAAACUAAUCUAGUGUUUUCGUGUUACAUCAUAUUUAUGUUAACAUAAGACAUUUUCUUACUUGCAACCUGUUUGAAGCUGUAAUGCUGUGUUAUCAAGUAUAAAUAGUGCAUAAAACAAAAUUUACUAUUGAUUACUCGGUGUAAAUCCAAUUUUCUUUUUGGCAGGUCACCUGGAAAAUCAACGAGAUAAAGACAAUGGGGUGUGUGGUAUAUGAUAUCUUGCUGCCAGUGUGAAGCAACAUGGCUUUCAUCAUUUGUGUAAUAGUUUUACAGAAUGGUAAUUGAAAUUU